GAGCUUCAAUGAUUACUCUCCAAUUUGCAUAUGCUUCAAGGCAGCUAACCCACCAUCUUUUCUCUAUCAAAUAAUACAUCUCACACUAUAAAAAAUUAUGUCCCUGGAUAUCUCUGUCUAUAUAUAUGCAACAGAAACAAAGACAACAUACAACACACACAAAAACGACGAGAUAUGGCACAGGAAAGCAUCGUUUCUGAGAGGGCGAAGCUCGUGAUAUCGUUGAUCAUUCUGCAGCUAUGCUUUGCAGGGUUUCACAUAGUCUCAAGAGUUGCCCUCAACAUUGGUGUUAGCAAGAUUGUCUACCCUAUUUACAGAAACAUUAUUGCAUUGCUAUUGGUAGGGCCUUUUGCCUACUUCAUGGAAAAGAAGGAAAGAACACCUCUCACAUUCUCAUUGUUGGCUGAGUUCUUCCUUCUUGCACUAGUGGGAAUCACAGCAAACCAGGUGUACUACAUCCUAGGUUUGUACUAUGCAUCACCAACCUUUGUAUCAGCAAUGCAAAACACAGUACCAGCACUUACAUUCAUCAUGGCGACUGCUUUAAGGAUUGAGCAAGUGAAUGUUAUGAGGAUGGAUGGUUUGGUGAAAGUUCUAGGGACUUUAGUGAGCAUUGGAGGCGCUACGGUUAUCACCUUGUACAAGGGGCCUCCAAUUUUGAAUGGAACUAAUUCAUCAACAGAGAGUUCAAGCAAAAUGCAGAGCUGGGCAUGGGGUUGUAUAUUUACCUUUUGCCACUGCUUAUCCUGGGCUGGAUGGAUGGUCCUUCAGGCUCCUAUUGUGAAGAAGUACCCUGCCAAACUCUCACUUACCUCAUUCACACUCUUCUUCGGAUUAAUUCAAUUCCUAUGCAUAGCUGCAUUCACAGAAAGGGAUCCAACACACUGGCAAAUAGUGUCGGGGGAAGAAAUUUUUACAAUCUUGUAUGCUGGGAUAAUAUCAUCGGGACUUGUAAUAGUUCUACAAACCUGGUGCAUUCAAAAGGGAGGUCCGGUGUUUGUUUCCAGCUUCCAGCCAGUCCAAACAGUAUUAGUUGCUGGAAUGGCAUCCAUAGUUCUUGGUGAUCGAUUAUACUCUGGAGGAGUCAUUGGAGCUACACUGAUAAUGAUUGGCCUCUAUCUAGUUUUAUGGGGUAAAACAGCAGAAGCGAGAUAUCAGAGGCAAGACAAGGAAGAGACUCUCACAAAACAUCUAUUAGAAGGCAACACCAGUAGUCAAGAGUGCCCUACUACGGUUGAUAUUCCGUAGUUUUUUUCCUGUCAACAAAUUUAGAGCCUUCGCAUGCUGAAGGGCUCAGAAGUCUUAGGUCAUUUCCUGUAAACUGUCCAAAACAGGCUCAGCAUAAAAAAUAUUAACAUGUAAAUCUUCACUCGACUUGUUCGAUUUUCCUUGAUUUCCUCAUUAUCAAACAUAGAUGAUCCAAGAACCAAACUUAGGCAUGGAAGCAGACAAAAUAAUACCACAAAUUGAGAAAAGAAGCGAUAUGUUAACAAACUUAAAACAGCUUUGAGUUGUAGACUAUAAUGAACACUUAUCAGAGCAUAUAAGGCAUGGAGCUGUGCAAAUUUCAGAAAAUAUAGAUCAGCUCAUAUUCAGCAAUUGGGCUGGGAACGAAAUCAUCAAGACACCACUUCAAUCUGGAGUUCAUCAGUUCAUCCAUUACUAUCUGCAUAAAUAAUUCCCUAUAGCUUGGAACUUGCUCCUGCUAUAGAUU
Salvia miltiorrhiza (redroot sage) is the source of this 1714-nucleotide messenger RNA. RefSeq names its product WAT1-related protein At3g18200-like. The transcript has 7 exons. NCBI's taxonomy places the organism in Eukaryota, Viridiplantae, Streptophyta, Magnoliopsida, Lamiales, Lamiaceae. The record is from RefSeq and is a predicted model, not a curated record. The coding region runs from base 175 to 1248 and encodes 357 amino acids. Gene Ontology annotation, cellular component: plasma membrane. Gene Ontology annotation, molecular function: transmembrane transporter activity.